AUGGAUUCUUUAAAAUCUAAAACACUUACCAAUGCACUGCCACCAAAGGAGGUCAAUUCCUUCAAUCAACCAACUUACCUUAUCGUUCAUGCUACAGGAGAAACACCUAUGUCUAAACGCUCUCCUUUCUUAAUCCAGAAACUUUUUGAAUCUACCAUAGGACAUUUAAAAAAAAUUCAAAAAUUGAGGUCAGGAGAUUUACUUGUGGAAACAGCCUCCCCUCAACAGUCAGAAAAACUCUUGAAAAUGAAGUUUCUAGGAGACAUACAAGUCACCAUCACAUCACAUACAAGUUUGAACUUUUCACGUGGUGUGAUAUUUGAAAUUGACCUUAUGUCUGAGGAUGAAUCAGAUAUCCAGAUUGGUCUUUUAGAUCAAGGUGUUACUGCUGUUCGACGUAGCUCUAUUCGUCGAGAUGGCAUGUUAAUUCCUACUAAACACUUAAUUUUAACUUUUAACAAACCAACUUUGCCAUCUGCUAUCACAGCCAGUUAUCUGCGCUGCCCACUUCGUCCGUAUGUUCCAAAUCUGCUGCGUUGCUUCAAAUGCCAGCGAUUUGGACAUUCACAAACAUCCUGCCGUGGGAAAAGCACAUGCGCACAGUGUGGAACAGAAGGUCACGAGAGUACCGAGUGCACCCAAUAAUCCAUGCUGUGGAAUUGUAAAGAUGCCCAUCCUGCAUACUCAAGGAAAUGCCCUGCAUGGCAGAGAGAAAAGGAGAUUCAACGGGUAAAAAUUACAAACAAUAUACCAUACCCAGAAGCCCGUCGCAUGGUCACUCAAACUACAACAAUAAAACAAAAAACAUUUGCUCAUGUUUUGAAAUCCACAAAAAUAUGUGGAGUUCAAACAGAUAUUUCUGUGUCACCAAGUGAAUCUCUUACUCGCCAUGCAAGAUGUUUAUUGAUCCUACCUACACAAGCAGAAGAAACGUCAAACACAAAGACGAAAACCCCUGUAACUAAAACAGGGGUAACAACCAGAAAUGUGGGUUCUAAAAAGGCUAAUAAGAACCCACUGAACAAACAAAAAUUGCAAACAACUCUGCUUGUGUUAUUGUACAGACGUCAGCAAGCUUAAAGUAAGCUUUAUAAGAGAUAUUAUCUUUGGAAUCUUUGACCACAAAAGCAGAUCCCACCUUACUGUUAUUUUUGGAUUCAUCAGUAAAAAUCUUGAGUUGUGAUAUAGGAUCAUCAUUAUAGUCCGUUACCUUAAUAUCUUCUGUUAAGCUUGGAUGUAAUUCAUUAGUUAUCAUUUCCUCCUUCAAAUUUGAUUUCAAAGUAUUAAGAAGGUAUUCAUUAAGAUUAGGAAAUAACCCAAUUUGAAUAUAUUUAUAUAUUUCACUAUUCUGAUUGUCUAUAAUUCCUCUAUUUUUAAGGUGCCACUUCCACAUUUCUUCUUUUGCCCUUAUAUGUAGAGGCAGUACACCAGACAAGACUUGUAGGGCAGCUGUCGGGGCCGUUCUAUAUGCCCUGCAUAACCUUAGUAACAUUAAUCUUUGGGCUUUGUUUAACUUUUUCUUAGUACGGGUAUUGUCUACCAUCUCAGCCCAGAACGGAGCACCAUAGAGUAUAAUUGUUUCAAUACACGCUUUAUAUAUAAUUUUGAUUGAUUUCUCUUUAAGCCCCCAUUUUCUAUUACAGAUACAUUGUAAUGCAUUAGAUAUUUUGACUGCCUUAUUGGUAACAUUAGUAAUGUGAGUUGCCCACUUCAUGUUUUGAUCUAGGGUGAUUCCUAGAUAUUUCAAGUUAUUAGUAUUUUUAAUUUUGUUCAUAUUCAUUAGUAUCCUCAGUGGUUUUUUAAGUUGACUUCCUUUAGAAAGUACCAUGCACUCACAUUUGUUAAAAUUAAUUUGUAAAUAAUUAUUGGUAGACCAGUCAUAAAUCUUUUGUAAAAUUUUAUUUGCAUCUCUCUGUAAUGUCUCGUUGUUGUUAU
This is a messenger RNA of Centruroides sculpturatus (bark scorpion), 1935 nucleotides long. RefSeq lists its product as uncharacterized. Lineage: Eukaryota; Metazoa; Arthropoda; Arachnida; Scorpiones; Buthidae. Gene Ontology annotation, molecular function: zinc ion binding; nucleic acid binding. The record is from RefSeq and is a predicted model, not a curated record.